This is a messenger RNA of Macaca mulatta (Rhesus monkey), 399 nucleotides long. It is a transcript of the gene NDUFB1, whose product is annotated as NADH:ubiquinone oxidoreductase subunit B1. Gene Ontology annotation, cellular component: respiratory chain complex I; mitochondrion. The record is from RefSeq and is a predicted model, not a curated record. Lineage: Eukaryota; Metazoa; Chordata; Mammalia; Primates; Cercopithecidae.
GGAGGAAGAAGUAGUAUGAUUUGCUGGCGUCACCCCUCUGCUCCGUGCCGGCGCGGCGAAUGGCAGGUCCCGAGGUCGCAGCUUCCACUGGCGCGGGUGGGAGCUGCCCUUGGUCUCGGGGUCCCUGUUGGCACUGAGGCUGCAGCUAUCAUGGUGAACUUACUUCAGAUUGUGCGGGACCACUGGGUUCAUGUUCUUGUCCCUAUGGGAUUUGUCAUUGGAUGUUAUUUAGACAGAAAGAAUGAUGAACGGCUAACUGCCUUCCGGAACAAGAGUGCGUUAUUUAAAAGGGAAUUGCGACCCAAUGAAGAAGUUACCUGGAAGUGAAGAGUCUGGCUGAACUAUCGAAUGCUCACAUUUUAAACUUCUGAGAGAAAUAAAAACGUGAAGAAUCGGAAA